AUGCCAAUUAGCCACAUUUUGAGUGGCUGUGCGAUUAGUCAUCAGCCGCAAUCGCUUGCGGACAGUGCGCGUCUCCACAAUCAAGUCACAAGCACCGACCACCCUGGUAAUAAACGCUAUGGCGGUUUGAGUAGCGUCUUGAUAACUCCAUCUUCCACCAUCGGUGCAGAGGACAUAGCCAUGCCAGCCACCAGUGAUCUGUUUGAAGUCCCUGGGGAAGGAGAGAUUGAGUGCUCACAGCAGGUUUUACCUAUCUCCACUGGCCUGGUGUCAGUGGGUGCUGAAAUGACUGUUGCCUGUGAGGGAUACCACUCAAUCUGUUCACUAUAA
This is a messenger RNA of Laccaria bicolor S238N-H82, 330 nucleotides long. RefSeq lists its product as uncharacterized. The coding region runs from base 1 to 330 and encodes 109 amino acids. The record is from RefSeq and is a predicted model, not a curated record. NCBI's taxonomy places the organism in Eukaryota, Fungi, Basidiomycota, Agaricomycetes, Agaricales, Hydnangiaceae. The transcript is spliced from 4 exons.